Molecule: messenger RNA, 3523 nt
Organism: Alligator mississippiensis (American alligator)
Lineage: Eukaryota; Metazoa; Chordata; Crocodylia; Alligatoridae
Gene: LRRC14B
Product: leucine rich repeat containing 14B
Exons: 2
Coding region: 102-1652 (516 amino acids)
Cellular component (GO): cytoplasm
Source: RefSeq, a predicted model, not a curated record
CCAGACAGCAGCUGCAGCUAAAAAUAGAGACUGAUAAGCAACAAGAACUUUAGUUAAAUACAGAAGCCACCCGCAAUGCCGGAAAGAAAUCAAAGGCAACAAUGAAGUCGCUGCGGUUCAUUAGUGCUGAGGCAUUGGUAUCAGAUGCACAGCUUGCCAGGAAAAGUAUCAGCAGCAUUGCAAAUAACCUCUUUCCUCUUCUUUUUAAGGCCAGUUAUUUAUUGGAGCAAGGGGAAGUGAUUCAUGAUCUUGUGGAAAACUGGCCACUGGAAGACUUUAAUAUAGGAAAACUGUUGGGAAGAACAGUGGAUCACCAGGAAGACAUCACCAGCAGAGCGUGCUGUGUGUGUUUGGAGAAUUGCCUAACAGGGCUGAGAGAUUACGUGCUAAAUUGCUCUUCUACAUACGCAAAGAGACUGAAAGUGGUGGACCUAACAGAAAUAAAAGAUGUUGAAUUUCAGCUUUGCAAGUGUAAGAAGACAAUGGGAAGGUGGGCCAGGACAGAGCUGUUAUCCAAGCUCUGCUUUGAACUCCUUGUUGAGAUGCAAAGGGUGCAGUUCGAUCCACGUAUCUUUGACAUCCGUAUCGACAUCCUCAUCAACCUGUUUGUCACAGAACGGAACUAUGAGCUGGUAGUCCAGGCCUUGCUGAUGAAGUGUCACUGCCCACUAAAGAUUCACUGUGUGGCAUUCAGAGCUGACAGUCUCACUUUACGGAAGUUUUUCUACAUUAUAAAGCUCACAGACCCCUCUUCGCUGCGCAAGCUGGAAAUUGUUCACAAUGUUCGCCUGGAAAUGGAGCACUUGGAAAUGCUGCUUGCCAGCGUCCACUUUCCUCUACUGACAUCACUUACCCUGCCGGCCAGAGCAUUCAAUGUGGUGAGGCUGACAGCAGAGGAUGAACCAAUCCUUACCAACAUUGGAGAAAAAAUGAGCCGAAUGACACAGCUGACAGAGCUGAGCCUGGCAUUCUCUACACUUACGGGAAGAAUACGUAAACUGCUCAGCCCACUGAAAACCCCUCUGAAGCUGCUGGAUGUUUCUAACUGCUCCUUGAACCAUGCCGACAUGGCCUAUUUAUCCAACAGCAUCCAUUCGAACCACUUAGAAGUACUGGAUCUUAGCGGGCAUGAUAUAGCUGACCUCUACCCAUCCACCUUCUUCAAGCUCCUCACCCACUCUGCUUAUACUCUGAAGAGUCUCACCCUUGAGGAAUGUAACAUUCAAGACAACCAUAUCAACAUGUUGAUUUUGGGCUUGAGCCCCUGCCAGAAGCUACAAGAAUUCAAGUUCCUUGGAAAUCCCCUGUCAACCCGGGGUCUUAAACGCCUCUUCGGUGUUUUUAGUGACUUGCCAAUGCUGAAAUACAUUGAAUUCCCAGUUCCCAGGGACUGUUAUCCUCACAACAUCACUUACCCUAUUGAUGAUGCCAAUCUUAUAAAAUUUGAUCAUCAAAAAUAUGAGGCUGUAGCAGAGGAACUUAAGGCUAUUUUACUUCAAGCAAAUCGGGAGGAUAUAAGGGCUUCAACCCCACUCUUUGGAGGCUAUGACGCAGCUAUUCAAGAGACGAGCAAUGAAUUAGGAGCUCUCUUGCUGAAAUCUUUCAAAGAUACACUAGAAAACUUUACCGCCUCUCUUCAAAAAAUGAGUUAAAGUAAAAAUGUUGUGAGGACGGCUCAGCUUAACUGGGGGUAAAUGUAAUAUACUUAAGGAGCCCCAUAACAUGGCGUUUCCACUAAUUAAUCACAUUUCUCUUUGUGCUGAUUCCCAGAUUGUAUUUUCUUUUUACCUGUGGAGCUACUGGACAGCAUAUGCAUUUUUAACCAUAUUCUGGUUUGUACUAACAUAAACGCCACUUUCCAGAAGCAUCUUUCCCAGAUAUUUUACCCUAAAUCACAAAUAGUGCUUCCAGUGACUUCAGUAAAACAAAAUGUGAGUUUGACAAAUCUAGUGUAGUCUUUGCCUACUCAUGGACUGGGUUGUGCCCUCUUGCAGAUAUGCUGGGCAAUUCCCUUAGAGGGCCUAACUCCACUAAUUACAUUUUGCAAAGUUUCAUCCAACUUUGACACUAGGGUUUUUCACCCUGUAGAAGACAUAGGGAUUUUAGGGCAUCUUUACAAGUGCUCAGGCAGGGGGCGCUUUAAUUAGAGUGACUCCUGAGAGCUGCUCUAAUUAAAGUCCCUGCAGCAUCUCAUGUAUUCAGUAUACCGUGCUUCAAAAUGAUGGUGGGGACACUUUAACUAACGCUUAUUUGACGCACUUUAGUUAAAGCACCCCCACUGCCAUUCUGAAGUGUGGGGACACUGAAUACAUGAGAUACUGAGGCUGCUGGAGCAUGCUAAUUAGCACACUCCAGCAGACCUGAUUAGUCGAGUCUGCUCCAACAGACUGUAAUUACAGUGUGUUGGGCAGGCAUCCUGCAUGUCUACAGGCACUCCUAGUUCUCAAACCCUGCAGGUCACCUUAGAAUUAUGUCUCUUUAGAGAUGUCCGUGGGCAUCGGGCCAUCCCAGAGGAUGCUUUGUUGCUCUAGGUUGUCUUUAAGAGUUCCUUCUCUCCUUGAGCUCCAUAAGAGGAUAGCUACAGCGGAGAUAGGCAGCCACAGUUUGUGGAACCUGCCUUUAAGAAAGAGUUAUGUACUGCACAAUUGACUCUGAUCUAAAGAUAAUGAAGCUCCAAAUCUAUAUUAACUCCUGACUAUACAGUGAGGAAGCUUGAGGAGGUGGGAUAAUGUGCAGUUGCAUCCCCCUUCAAUUCCUUUUCCAGUUCUGUCAUCCAAGGGACCUGAGGACUCAGUCAAACCAGAGCCAAGGUGCCCACCCCUCUCCCACUAAGGGUGGGCUGCCAGUCCCAAAGCCAAGGGUCGGAUCCUGGCUGUACCCCGUUGCAAAAUUCUAGAUCUACUGUUGGGUGCCACAUAGGCAGCUAACCCUCUGGUUUUUUCUUUAGUGGUCCCCUCUAUGCAUAAAUCCUCUGUGGAAAACAGGGCACUAAAUACUGUAACAUCAUCAUGUACAUCCAAGCAAUGCUGAGGUCUUCAAGGAUAUCCUUGUAUAAGUAGCUAAGGGUGCAUACUGGCCCACUUUGUUUUUCUGAUUUUUCCUCUUAUAAAUUUGUAGCAUAGAGCAGCGUUUCCCAAACUAUGAGGGGUGCAAAAGAUUCCUAGAGGGGGCAUGAGUGAAUCAUGGUGGCAAUUGCCACUGCCCCCCUUACUUCUGCCACUGCCAAUUGCUACUAGCAAAGGGAAUCAGCAGUGUGGGGGAAUCAGUGGCAAGUGGCAGCAGAAGUAGUUGGGGUGGCAAGGGGAAACUGCAGUAAGAGAUGUAUUGGGGUAUGAGUGCCCAACUUUAGUACAAUGAGGCCUAAAAUCACAAGGUUUGGGAAACACUGGUUUAGAGCAAAUAAAUGCCACUGUGAGACUUAACAGAGAAACCUACUCUCUCAAGGGUGCCUCUUUUUCAAGUUCUGAAGGACUUUGGCCCUUCCCGCCUGAGGUAAAUAACCAAUAAAAUGAUUUUAUCCGUA